AGUGUGGAGGAGAUGCUGAAGCUCGCUCGAGCGAAGCGGGAUCAGCAAGCUCAUUUCGAGGGAAUGCCACACAACUACGGCCGCAUGCGCAACAGGGAGUGGAAGCUGCUGGACCUGCAGAAGCGGCUGGCGGAGGUCGGAGUGGACAGAACAACGGACGACAUAGGGAAGAAGUGGGACAACGUCGUCCAGCAGUACAAGAAGGUGCAGCGUUACCAGAACAUGUCCGGUGGGAAAAACUUCUUCACAUUAACUCCUGCAACGAGAGCGGACGAGGGUUUCAACUUUCGAAUGGAUGAGCGAGUCUUUAAUGAGAUUGACAACAUGUCAAAAAAUAACAAGACCAUCUACCCGGACAACGUGGCAGACACGAGCGCAUGCGGAGGAGUGCCGACAGCAAUGGAUGGUCACCACCAGGCGGCCGUUGGUGGAGAGUCCUCUGCUGGUGGAGAGGGGGGUGAUGGCGUUGACGAAGAUGCGGGUUCAGCGCGGGAGACGGGGUUCAGUGCAGGGAGCACGGGCACUCCAGCGAAGAGGAAGAACAUGCGGCAGCAGACCUUCGACGCCAUCGCCGAAGUCAUGGACAAACACGGUUCAUUGAUGACGGACACGGUAGAGGGUGCAAGCAAACGGCAGUGUAGCAUCCUGGAGCGGCARUGUGACAUCCUCGAUCGGGAGGUUGAAGCCCAGAAGCGCCAGUGUGACAUACUGGAGAGGCAUUACACGGCGUCAGAUGAGGCGAACAAGAUGAUGUGCACGGCGUUGAUGGAGAUUGCCAGAGCGAUAAGGGAUAGAUCUUGACGCCGGUGGCAUGAG
Molecule: messenger RNA, 816 nt
Organism: Chara braunii
Lineage: Eukaryota; Viridiplantae; Streptophyta; Charophyceae; Charales; Characeae
Source: the annotation of a GenBank genome assembly